This is a messenger RNA of Fimicolochytrium jonesii, 2863 nucleotides long. RefSeq lists its product as uncharacterized. The transcript has 9 exons. Gene Ontology annotation, molecular function: SUMO-specific endopeptidase activity. Gene Ontology annotation, cellular component: nucleus; cytoplasm. The record is from RefSeq and is a predicted model, not a curated record. The coding region runs from base 157 to 2709 and encodes 850 amino acids. Gene Ontology annotation, biological process: protein desumoylation. NCBI's taxonomy places the organism in Eukaryota, Fungi, Chytridiomycota, Chytridiomycetes, Spizellomycetales, Powellomycetaceae.
AUAUCACGGACAACGGCAGACCACGCACUCGCCUCCGACUCCUGGCGACCGGUCGACGCAAGGAAAUACGACGAGUUUGAGCGUCUGGGAUUUCGGAGAUUGUUGAAGGGAGAUACGGGGGCGAGGUUGUAGAGACAGCUGCGUUAUUCGCCGCCUAUGACUCCCAAAGAGUCGCCCGCGGGGAAGCAUAACCACAGCACCAACGACGGCAGCAGUAACGGCAGGACGGCAGCGAACGAGCGGGGCUACAAACGAGGGGUUCCAGAUCACGUUCAAAACAUCAUCAGCACUCGAGGGUCAUCGACGUCCCGUACAUCUCCUCUGACGUUUCAUUCGGGCGUUAUUGCUAGCGCGCGGAAAUUGGACGAUCGGAGCCGGCCGGGGCAGAGGAAGAAUGAAUCUCGAGGCUCUUUGACGUUCCAUGGGAAAGGGGGUUUUACUGUAAAUGUGGAGACCGAUGACGAGGACCAGGUCGAGGAAAAGGAUCAACACAAGAGUGCUAGUAAGGUUGAUGACGACGAGGAGGUCGAGCUCGUGAUCGUCCCUUCGGAAGAACCUCGCAUAAACGUUGUAACUGUGGAAGCUGCACCGUCACAGAACCGGCAGGUUGAAAUCGUGGGAUCACAAACCCGCGAGUUCGAAACACUGGAACCAUCGACACCAGCGGCUCGACGAAGGUCCAGGCUCAACCCACAGGAGGCUUUUGAGGCUGCUGGCGGGAAAAGAUUUGAUACACCUCGCACGCAGCUAGUGGUUGUUGAAAUGCCGGAAAAGAGGACGAGCAGGAUGAAAGGCGCCGGUGGGCAAUCAGCAGGAGCAUCAGCCGGUCGGUUCUAUCAAACCCCACAUCGGCGGGAGAGCCUGCCCAGUUCGCGAUACUCCACGCCUCCAGCCAUGACAAUGAUGACACAAUCUACAACCUCCUCUUACGAUCAGGCCCUCAGGAAGGCAUCCCUGAAGGACGUGGGACCGUCCGCAUCCGAGAUGUUGGCUAGCUCCAAACCGGCAGACUUUCCGUCGAUCCAACUGACACAUGUCUUUGUGAAUGGGAAGCUCGUCGCAGACGAGGAAAAUGAGCCGUUUCUCAAAAUCACACCGGAUCGUCAUUUGAACUUCGGGUGGGAUAAAAAAUCAAUGCUCCCGGUCAAACGCGGCCAGUGGGCGAAAGUUUAUCGUGGGCAGCUCGAAUGGGAUCGCGAGGUCGGAGUUUUCUUGGUUGUGCGGGAGGAUGCAGGGAAAAUUGUAGCCUUCGGAUCGUUCGAUAGAAUAUCGAGGGUUAUGGACAAACAACUCCAAGGAGAUAUCGAGAAUCUUGGUAUGCAAUCCCUUCGACGCUGCAGCGUGAUGUACCGUAACACGGUACGGCAGCCUAUUCCCGCCGAGACGAGAAAGAUGACCCGCGCAACGGCCGCACUUCAGGCGAACAGCGAUCAGGGGAGCGGGUUGGAUGAACCGCUGCAAAGCUCUGUGCGCAAGAAGCAGGUGAAGAAACACAUUGCUCCGCCGGACAAGGAGCUCUUCCGAUUCCCGUUCGAUCAAAAGGUGGCUGUCACUGUGCGCGUGGAGGACUAUGACCGCCUGCAAGAUGGGGAAUAUCUCAAUGAUGUAGUCAUCGAGUUCUUCAUGAAAUGGUUGGCCCUGCAAGGCGUAAACAAAGAACACGAAAACGAAGUGCAUUUCUUCAAUAGUUUCUUCUUCGAGCAACUAUCUUAUGGGCAAACCGGCAAGAAAAACAGCCCGGACGAUUCGGGUUACGAGCGCGUGAAAAAAUGGACGAAAUCAAUCAAACUCUUUGAAAAGAAGUACAUCUUUGUGCCCAUCAACGAAAACAUGCAUUGGUACCUCGCUCUCAUCUACAACCCGGGUGCACUGCUAAAGGAAGAGGAGGAAGUGUGCGGGACGACUUUAGAAGAUCAAAACAUGUCGCGCGCGAUUGAGGAGAGUUUACGGUCACAUGCCAUCACCGAUGCUCAACCGGAAGCUGAAUCAGCUGUGGAAGAGGAAGUCGAGUCGUCCAACCCGGUGGUAACGUCUGAAGGUGCUUCUCGCAAGCGACGGGCUCGAUCCCCUACCCUCAGUCCAUCCACCCCGGCCCAGCCGGCGAAGAAGCCGGAUACCCGUCGAAGCGUGUCGCCAACCCCGUCACUGGCAAGCCAGGAACUUGAUGAUAUGCUGCCUCCCGCGGGUUCGAACGAUCCGAUGGAGAUCGACAGCGAAGAUGAGGUGAUCACGCAGCCGCCAGGUAGUCCGAUGGAAGUGGACGCGCCUGCAGGCCCCGAAGAGAAAGCAGCGGAUCGGCAACGCGCACGGUCGCGGACAGCUAGUCCGAAGGAGGUGGUCGAAGACGUCCUCAGCGCUGGCGCAAAGUCAGCAAAAGGCCCUCCAGCCAAACGGAAAAUAGAGGAAGUGAUAGAGCUCGACACGCCUGACGCGCCCGCGGAGAAGGACCCAUUCACCUGGGAGCCCGACGAUGAGGACGAUGACAUCCGAUUCGGAGUUCAAGGCGCGGGAAAGAAACGAAAACUUGUCAGACGGAGCUCGCGGGUUCGCAAACCUGGAGACCUGGACGCGCAAUUUAGUGAACCAUCGAAGACAGUUGUGGUUAGCAGCCCCCCCGCGCCCGGGUCGAACAAGCAGACGACGGAGGAAAAUGCGGAAGUGAAGGAACAGAGGCAGAGGGAGAAGACCGUGCAGCAGUUGAAGAAGUAGGCUCCCCUUUCCUGGAGCCUCCUUGUUCUGAGGGCUUUGCUGGCCACAUAUCGGGGCUGAGCACGCUGACUGAUAUCUUCGACUUGGGCAGGUGUCAUAUCGUCAUAUUCGAUUCGUUGGAUGGGAAGCACCAGAGGACUAUCAGGCUCCUUAA